UUCAUUCAUCGACCAAACUGUGAUAAGUCUUAAAGACCUCUCUCUUUAGUUACGCUAUAACGAUAAAAUGACGACGGUAGUGGAAAUGGAUGUGCCUAUGGACUGUCCUGGUUGCGAGAGAAAAGUUAGGAAAGCUCUUGAAAACAUUAAGGGAGUCCACGAUGUUCAGAUAGAUAUGAAUCAGCAGAGAGUAACGGUGACUGGUUCGGCAGAGCAGAAAAAGGUUCUUAAAGUUGCUAGGAGUAUAACAGGGAGAGAGGUAUGCCUAUGGUCGUUCCCUUACCACCCUGAAUCUAAUGGAUUUCAAGACAAGUACUUCAAGAAGAAGUUCAACAAAAGAAUCAACAUGUCAAAGUAUGGUGAGAAAGUGAGUUCUUAUAACUAUUAUAUGCAUGGAUACCACGGACACGACCAUGGUUACCAUCAGGAACGGCCUUAUUCGGGUCUUAUCGACGAGAAUGCUACUUCUAUGUUCAGUGAGGAAAACCCUCAUUUCUGUAACAUCAUGUGAUCGAUUCCAUUUUCACCAGCUACUAUGGAUGGAACAACUAUAGUUUGGUUAUGCUCCUUUGUAAGAAAAGCACGCAACCAAGUCGAAACAAAAUUUGAGACCUCGUCAUCAGCUCAGUUGGAUUUGAUGAUCCGGCCUCGAUCAAAAUGUUUAUGUAAUAGAUGUUUUGGUUAAAUUUAAAAAAGCACUGGUUGUUUAUCAUAAUUUGUUAGUGCAUAUAAUGUGGCUUUUAUUGGUUUUAAUAAACUGAAUCUCC
Molecule: messenger RNA, 767 nt
Organism: Raphanus sativus (radish)
Lineage: Eukaryota; Viridiplantae; Streptophyta; Magnoliopsida; Brassicales; Brassicaceae
Product: heavy metal-associated isoprenylated plant protein 29
Exons: 3
Coding region: 68-511 (147 amino acids)
Molecular function (GO): metal ion binding
Source: RefSeq, a predicted model, not a curated record